This is a messenger RNA of Apus apus (common swift), 1896 nucleotides long. RefSeq names its product VPS26 retromer complex component A (gene VPS26A). Gene Ontology annotation, cellular component: retromer complex; endosome. Bases 68 to 1051 code for a protein of 327 amino acids. The transcript is spliced from 9 exons. NCBI's taxonomy places the organism in Eukaryota, Metazoa, Chordata, Aves, Apodiformes, Apodidae. Gene Ontology annotation, biological process: intracellular protein transport; retrograde transport, endosome to Golgi. The record is from RefSeq and is a predicted model, not a curated record.
CGGCGGGGCGGCAGGGUCACAUGACCGGGGCGUGGGGCAGGGCGGCGGGCGCGGAGGGACACGCACCAUGAGUUUUCUUGGGGGCCUUUUUGUUCCUGCUUAUGAGAUUGAUGUUGUUCUCAAUGAUGCUGAAACACGAAAAACAGCAGAAAUCAAAACAGAAGAUGGUAAAGUAGAAAAGCAUUUUCUCUUCUACGAUGGAGAAUCUGUUUCGGGAAAGGUGAACGUCUCCUUUAAGCAGCCUGGGAAGAGACUAGAGCACCAAGGAAUUAGAAUUGAAUUUGUAGGACAAAUUGAACUCUUCAAUGAUAAAAGCAACACCCAUGAAUUUGUCAACUUGGUGAAAGAACUGGCCCUACCUGGAGAACUGACCCAAAACAGAAGCUAUGACUUUGAAUUCAUGCAGGUUGAGAAGCCAUACGAAUCCUACAUUGGUGCCAAUGUCAGACUGAGGUAUUUCCUAAAAGUGACAAUAGUGAGACGACUGACAGACUUAGUGAAAGAAUAUGAUCUGAUUGUUCACCAGCUUGCUACGUACCCAGAUGUAAACAACUCCAUCAAAAUGGAAGUAGGCAUUGAAGACUGUCUUCAUAUAGAGUUUGAAUACAAUAAGUCAAAGUAUCACUUAAAGGAUGUGAUUGUUGGAAAAAUUUAUUUCCUCUUAGUGAGAAUAAAAAUUCAGCACAUGGAGUUGCAGCUGAUCAAAAAGGAGAUUACUGGAAUUGGGCCCAGUACCACAACAGAGACUGAAACCAUUGCAAAGUAUGAAAUAAUGGAUGGUGCACCAGUGAAAGGUGAAUCGAUUCCUAUAAGACUGUUCUUAGCAGGCUAUGACCCAAAUCCAACAAUGAGGGAUGUGAAUAAAAAAUUUUCAGUGAGGUACUUCUUAAAUCUAGUGCUUGUGGAUGAAGAAGACAGGCGAUACUUCAAGCAGCAGGAAAUAAUUUUAUGGAGAAAAGCUCCUGAGAAGCUGAGGAAACAACGAACAAACUUUCACCAGCGAUUUGAGUCUCCAGAAUCACAAGCAUCUGCUGAGCAGCCCGAAAUGUGAACUGGUAUACAAGGUGAAAAACUUUUGUGAUGCUUCAACAGGUUAAAGAUGGCAGCAGCCUGUGGGAAAAGAAGGCAAAAAAUUCCCAUUACAACUGUCUUCCUUCAUCUUGCAGUGCUGCAUUUACCAUAAAGCGUUCUUCAGUUAAACAUUCAAGUAUGUAUAUACAUUUAAAAUAAAGUGCUUUCUCAAACACUGGAACUUUCUUAAGCUACUAUUUUAUACUGCACAUUUAUUUGAUAAUGUUAUAUGCACUUGGAUAUGCUUAAUCUAGUUAUUUUCAUGCAUGGUAGGCUGGUGUAUUUGAUUUUUUGCUGAUCACCUCUACAGUGUAGACAAAAACAUUUCCUUUCUCUCAUGUUGUUUAUUGCAUGUUUCUUUCCAAUGUUGCUUAUUUGCAUUUGUUUUGAAACUACAGUAAGAGACAACUGACUGAAUCACACUAAAAAUCAAGGUUUUGUGGUGAAUUUGUUCUUAGGCUUCUAAUUACUAUGUUAGACAGGGUUUAACUGAAACUGCAUGUGUAUGCACUACGACUGUGAUGACUGUGGAGCCUCCAGACACCUGACCAAGGUUUCCAAGAAGCUUGAAAUCUGUCACUAGCAAAAAAUGUUAGGAAGCAUCUCUGCCCUCCCUCCCCCAGUUCUCGUGUCAGAAUUCUCUAAGCCUUUCAUGUGCAUCACUCCUGAUGUUUGGGGGUUUGUUGCCCAGUAACGAGUGGCUGCAGAGACACUGAUGUGGUUCCACCUUCAGGUGGUAAAGCAUUUCCAAGUAAUUAUCUCUUAUUGAUUAAAUAAAUGCUGUUGACUUUGAUUAUUUUGCAAAUACAUGAAACUAUGUGGUUC